Molecule: messenger RNA, 3195 nt
Organism: Rubroshorea leprosula
Lineage: Eukaryota; Viridiplantae; Streptophyta; Magnoliopsida; Malvales; Dipterocarpaceae
Source: the annotation of a GenBank genome assembly
AAUUUCUAACAUUUAAUUCCUAGACAUUUUAUUUUUUACAAUCUCUUCCCUUAAUUACUAGUAACAAAUAAAAAUCCUAUGAUUAUCAAACUCAUUUUUAAGGCUAAGACUAACUAUAAACCCCAAAGUUUGCCGAACCAAUUUGGAGCUAAGCCCAAAGGUGAUGAUAAGGGGGAGAAUGGAAAAGCAGAACAUAUUGUUAAAAGAAGAAACAAAAGGGUAGAUACGGCAUCACAAACAAAAUCUGCUGUGAAAUCAAGCAAAGCGGAGUCUCCGAGUCGAAAAUUCGGAGAUGAAAAAGGGAACCCGGAUGAGUCACCAAGAUCCCAAGAGGAAGAGGAUCGGCAAACUCAACCUUUUUGGGAAGGGCUAGCGAGUGAGGACAAGAUUUUGCAGUCAAGAGCAGAGAGGUUAGCAAGAGAAAAAAAGAGGAAAAAACAGAUGGAAAGAAGAAUGAGGAAGCGGAUUGAGGUCAAAUGGCAAAAGAAAAAGGAGGGCAAGAAGCAUAUCUUGAGUAAAGAAGCUGAAAACAGGAGGGGAGAUGCACCCACUGUCCAGACGGAGCAACCGACUCAGAGGCUGGAGUUGAAGAAUAGCUGCUGGAGAGAAGCAGAGGAGUUAUGGGGUCUGGGGGACAGUAAGAAGAGAAGAGGAUUGCGUGAUUUAAUCAGGAAAGAGGGAGCAUAUAUUGUAUUCAUCCAAGAAUCGAAGAUGGAGGUAUGUGAUGACAGGAAAUGCAAGUAUAUAUGGGGCGGGGACAACUGUAGGUGGGUAAUGAAAGCCGCUCACGGGAAAUCUGGAGAUAAAUUGCCAUGUUAUUUUCUGAAUGUUUAUGCUCCUUGUGAUAGCCUGGGUAAAAAGUUACUAUGGAAAGAGAUUUUAGAUCUAAUGGAGGUGUGUGAUGGUGGUAAUUGGUGCAUAGGAGGUGAUUUCAAUGCAAUCCGUAGUAGAGAAGAGAAAAGAGGAAGACACUUUAAUAAUACUGCCAUGAGAGACUUUAAUAGUUUUAUUGAAGAAGCAGGACUAGAAGACUUGCCGUUGACGGGAAGGAAGUUUACAUGGUUCAAGUCUGAUGGAUCAGCAAUGAGUAGGCUAGAUAGAUUUUUGGUGUCCACAGGGUUUCUCAUAAACUUUCCUGAUCUAAUUCAAAAAGGUUUAAGCAGAGAUAUUUCAGAUCACUGCCCAGUAAUGUUAAUUAGCUCAAGCAAGGAUUGGGGGCCAAAGCCUUUUAGAAGCUUAGACUGCUGGUUUGAAAUUAAAGAGUUUAGCCCCUUUGUACACGAGAAAUGGAACAGUUACAAUGUGGAGGGUUGGAAAGGAUUCAGAUUGAAGGAAAAAUUUAAGUUGCUAAAAAAUGACUUAAAGGAAUGGAACAUGGAGGUGUUUGGGUACAUUGACAGGAACUUAAAGAAGAUAAGAGGCGAGAUCAAGAAUUUAGAUGACAAAGCUGAGAAUGGAGAAUUAUCAGAAACCGAAAUUGAACAGAGGCGAUCUUGCUUUCAGCAAUUUUGGGAGUGGAACUUGAGAAAGGACAGCCUACUAUGUCAGAAAUCAAGGCAGAAAUGGCUUCAGGAAGGUGAUGCCAACAGCAAGUAUUUCCAUGGGUGCAUUGUAAAGAGAAGAAGAAGAAAUGGGAUAGAAGGAGUUAUGAAGAAUGAUGCUUGGGUUGACGAAGUUCCAGAGGUGAAAAAAGUUAUAAAAGAAUUCUUUGAAUUCAAGUUCCAAGAGCAUGAAUGGGAUAGACCUAGCUUAGAGAGUAAUGAUUUAAAGCAACUAAGUCCAGAGGAUAACAGCUGGCUGACGGCAAAAUUCUCAGAAGAAGAAGUAAAGGCAGCUGUGUGGAAUUGCAAUAAGAAAUUUUGGGCGAAUGAGAGAUUGGUGAAAGGAAGCAAUUCAUCUUUCAUUGUCUUAAUCCCAAAGAAAGAAUCCCCCCAAGGCUUAGGGUAUUUCAGGCCUAUAUCCCUAGUUGGUUGCUUAUAUAAAAUUAUCUCUAAGCUUCUUGCCAAUAGAUUAAGGAAGGUGAUGCCAACGAUCAUCAGCCAAAACCAGUCAGCAUUUGUUGGAAAGAGAUACAUAGCAGAUGGUAUUGUCAUUGCUAAUGAGGUUAUCUAUGAAGCUAAAAAGAGAAGGAGGCCCACACUGAUAUUCAAAGCUGAUUUUGAAAAAACCUACGAUAGUGUCAACUGGAAGUUUUUAGAGUUGAUGAUGGAAAAUUUUGGAUUUUGUCUGAAGUGGAGAAAGUGGAUCAAGGAAUGCCUAACUACUUCAUCUGUCUUUGUUCUGGUGAAUGGUAGUCAUACAGCGGAAUUCAGCAUGGAAAAAGGACUGCGACAAGGUGAUCCCUUAGCCCUAUUCUUAUUCCUUUUAGUCGCUGAAGCACUAAACGGAUUGAUUCACAAAGCAAAGGAGUUAAAUAUGUACAAAGGAGUGGAGAUGGGAGAGGAACGUCUAGAGGUCACACACCUCCAAUUUGCUGAUGACUCUAUCUUCUUCUGUGACGCAUCUGACUCGAAUAUAAAAGCAAUCAAAGGGAUCCUCCGAACCUUUGAGCUUGUCUCGGGACUCGAAGUGAACUUUUUCAAAAGUGCUUUGUAUGGAAUCAAUGUAAAGGCAGAAGAGAUAAGUGAAUGUGCAGAAUCUCUAAACUGUAUGGUGGGUGCUAUGCCUUUCAAAUAUCUCGGGGAUCUUGAGAAGCUGUUGAAAGAAUGCAAACUGAUGAAAGGAAAGCAAGACUUCUGGAGUUGGAAGCAUGAUUCGAAAGGAACUUACUCAACAAAAUCUGCCUACUCCCUUUUAAAUAUCAGCAUCGAGGAGCCAGGAUCAAUUCAAUUCAACAAGAUAUGGAAUUCUAAGGUGCCACUUAAAGUUUCAGCUUUUGUGUGUGGAAACUCUUACAAAAUAGAAUUCCUACAGUUGAAACAACAAGUCACUUAUUCUUCACCUGUGAGGUCACUUGGGCAGUCUGGCAAGCAUUCUAUGCAUGGUGGGGACAGCAAGGUGUUCUCACAUGUGAAGGUUGGAAGCAUCUGCAGCAACAUACAGGCAUGAUACAGAUUGGAAAAUUAAAAGAAGCUUGGUAUGUGUCUUGGUUCUCAGUCAUUUAGUCCAUCUGGCUAUGGAGAAACCAGUUGAUUUUCAAGGAAGGCAAGGACACUCCUGAUACAGUGAUGGAAUUAAUCAAGGUACGCUCACUGC